Lagenorhynchus albirostris (white-beaked dolphin) is the source of this 1110-nucleotide messenger RNA. RefSeq names its product 5-hydroxytryptamine receptor 3D (gene HTR3D). Gene Ontology annotation, cellular component: synapse; neuron projection; membrane. Gene Ontology annotation, molecular function: transmembrane signaling receptor activity; neurotransmitter receptor activity; extracellular ligand-gated monoatomic ion channel activity. The record is from RefSeq and is a predicted model, not a curated record. Gene Ontology annotation, biological process: signal transduction; monoatomic ion transmembrane transport; chemical synaptic transmission. NCBI's taxonomy places the organism in Eukaryota, Metazoa, Chordata, Mammalia, Artiodactyla, Delphinidae.
AUGGAAAGAGGUUGGCUCCAUGGGGAAGGAUUCCCCCUCUGCCUCAUUCUCCACCUGCUGCUUCAGGAUACACAUCUUUAACUGAUGACAUCAUUCCUGUGGCUAAAUGUGAUCUGGUACAAUCCAUUCCUUAGGUGGAACCCAGUGGAAUGUGGGGGCAUCAGGAAGCUGAGCGUGGCAACUGAGAACCUGUGGCUUGCAGAUAUCUUUAUCGAGGAGUUCCUGGAUAUGGAUCAGACCCCUCCAGGCCUCAUGGCUAUGUCGACAGUGAUGAUCACAUCAAAUACAGUAAACCAACGCAGACAUCACAGAACGUCGUUUGGAGCAAGGGAACGGGUACUUCAGGCUAUCCACCAAAGAAUGAUGAAGAUGCCUGUGGGUACCAAUGAGUAUGACCAAAUCAUCUUCUAUGUGGCCAUCAGGCGCAGGCCCAGCCUCUACGUCAUAAGCCUCCUGGUGCCCAGGAGUUUUCUGAUAGCCAUCGACGCCCUCAGCUUCUACCUGCUCGCAGAAAGUGAGAACCGCGCCCCAUUCAAGAUGACACUCCUGCUGGGCUACAACGUCUUCCUGCUCCUGACGUUGAAUGACUUACUCCCUGCCAGUGGCACCCCCCCUCAUCAGUAUGGUCCCUCCCACUUUCCGGGGAAGCAAAGGCAGCAGGGGACAUGGUGGGAGGCAGGUGUCUAUUUUGCCCUGUGUCUGUCACUGAUGGUGGUCCGCCUGCUGGAGACCAUCUUCAUCACCUACCUGCUGCAUCUGGCCACCACCCAGCCUCGCCGGCUCCGUUCCCUGCUUCUACACUGCACCAGCCCAAGGAAACGCUGCCCCGCUGCACCCCAAGGGAACACGGGCCUGGGCCUCAGCCCUGCCCACCUGCCUGGUGUGAAGGAGCCCGUGGAGUUGGUGGGGAAGGCGCCAGGUCCCAGAGAGGCAGAGCUAAAUGGGUGCCCUGGGUCAGUGAGGGCCCAGCAGGAGGACGAUGCUCAGAAGCAGCACUCGGUCAGCCUGUGGAUGCAGUUCAGCCACAUGAUGGACACCCUGCUCUUCAGCCUCUACCUGCUCUUCCUGGCCCCCUCCAUCGUCACGGUCAUCAUCGUCUGGAACACCUAG